CCGGAGCGUCCCAGAUUAGUUCAGCCGACGCCGCUGCUCUCCUCAGCUGUGGCCUCAGAUCGCGUUACGUCCAUCAGCAAAACGCUGAUGUGAGGAAGCUGGAGGAGACGCCCGAAGAGCCGUCAGCUCACCGCCUGUCCUGUCUCUCCGUUCAGCCCGGGGAACCUCAGGAUCCGCCACCAUGUCUGAGAAAAAGAUGACUUCCAGCCGCAGGCACCACCUGAAGAGCCUGAUCCUCCAGAUCGCUCUGAACUGGAUCGAGACGGAGAAGAAGGAAAACGUGGCGGCGAAGGAGGCCUACAUGGCCGAGCACUGUCCUGCUCCAGACCUGAGCGGAGACCAGGCCACCCUCAUGGAAACCUGCAAGAAGCUUCAUGCCGCCAUCGACAAGAUCGAUGAGGAGCGGUACGAUAUCGAGGCCAAAGUGCAGAAGGCCGACAAAGAGAUCGAGGACCUGAAGAUCAAGGUGGUGGACCUGAGAGGCGUGAAGAAGCCCGCCCUGAAGAAAGUACGCAUGUCUGCAGACUCCAUGCUGCAGGCGCUGCUGGGCUCCAAGCACAAGGUGACCAUGGACCUGCGGUCCAACCUGAAGCAGGUCAAGAAGGAGGUGAAGGAGGAGCCCACAGAAGCCGUCGGCGACUGGCGUAAGAACAUCGAGGACAAAGCCGACAGGAAGAAGAUGUUCGAGUCCUCCUAAGCGUCCCCGCUGGCUGCUUUGUCUCCAUGUUUUAUGAACUCCCGGCGCCUCCGGGUGGCAGCACCGGGCCGAACCGCAGCUUAUAGCAUGUCUGAGAGGACACUCUCUGUCACAGCACC
Salarias fasciatus (jewelled blenny) is the source of this 816-nucleotide messenger RNA. RefSeq names its product troponin I, fast skeletal muscle-like. The record is from RefSeq and is a predicted model, not a curated record. Lineage: Eukaryota; Metazoa; Chordata; Actinopteri; Blenniiformes; Blenniidae. Gene Ontology annotation, cellular component: troponin complex. The transcript has 6 exons. Gene Ontology annotation, biological process: cardiac muscle contraction; skeletal muscle contraction. The coding region runs from base 182 to 697 and encodes 171 amino acids.